Heteronotia binoei (common prickly gecko) is the source of this 2986-nucleotide messenger RNA. RefSeq names its product RAB19, member RAS oncogene family (gene RAB19). Bases 80 to 724 code for a protein of 214 amino acids. The record is from RefSeq and is a predicted model, not a curated record. NCBI's taxonomy places the organism in Eukaryota, Metazoa, Chordata, Lepidosauria, Squamata, Gekkonidae. Gene Ontology annotation, molecular function: GTP binding; GTPase activity. The transcript has 4 exons.
GGAGGGGAUUAUAACGCGAGCGUUACCUGUUCAUGCAGGUAAGAGAAAGAGACAAAAACACUUGGAGGCAAAGAAGAUCAUGGCUUUCUCCACCUCUGAGAUGGAUGAGGCCUUUGACUACCUGUUCAAGAUCAUUCUGAUUGGUGAUUCUAAUGUUGGGAAGACAUGCGUGGUACAUCGUUUCAAGUCAGGGCAAUACAACGUGAAGCAGCAAAACACCAUUGGAGUGGACUUCACAGUGCGCUCCUUGGAGAUUGAUGGCAAGAAGGUCAAGAUCCAGGUGUGGGACACAGCAGGCCAAGAACGCUUCCGCACUAUCACCCAGAGUUAUUAUCGCAGUGCCCAUGGUGCUAUUCUUGCCUAUGAUAUGACAAGGAGGUCCACUUUUGAGUCUAUCCCUCAUUGGAUUCACGAGAUUGAAAAGUACGGUGCCGCUAACUUGGUCCUGAUGUUGAUAGGGAACAAGUCAGAUGAAAUGGAGAAGCGCCAAGUCCUGUUUGAAGAUGCUUGCACACUGGCUGAGAAGCACAGUCUAUUGGCUGUCUUGGAGACCUCGGCCAAAGAGGCCCAAAAUGUUGACGAGGUCUUCAUAUUAAUGGCUAAAGAGCUCAUGGCUAGAAAUGCCUUGCAGCUAAGUGGGGAGAGCAGCCCUGCAGGCAGCAUUUAUCUGGACACCAGGCCAGUGAUGACCACUCAGCCUGACAAGUCUGACUGCUCCUGUUGACGAGAAGCUUCAAGAAGAAGCAACUGUGGUCCUUCUGGUGGUCCAUAGUAUUUGAGUUUUCUGUCUAGCCAUGGCUUGUCCUAAUUCAGCCAUACAAUGCUGACCUGUUCUCCAGAGGAAGAUGCCACUCCUUGUCACCUUGGUCAAUGCAGGUUGUGGUGGUCAGAACCAGUGAUGCUUCUCUGCAAUGAAGGAAAGGGUCUUCUGGAAGCCACUAACUUACCAGGAAAGAACUGUGAGGAACUUUAACAAGAGGGGGGGAGCAUUUAACAUAGCCAUAAAGAUGGCAGCUUGUUGAGUUGAUCUUAAUUUCCAGUGGUAGCUGUGAAAAAACAGUGUGGCCACUUGUCUACCCCAGCCUAUUGGGUUUUGUACAUUUAUAGCUCAGAACCUCAUACUUGCAUUGCUGUCACUGACUCCUAAGAAGUCUAGUAAUUUCAUAGUGAUCUAGUAACCCUGACUGAUCUGCCAUUUUUUUCUGAUUUCUCCACUUAAUGUAAAUAAUAAUUUACUAUUUUAACAUAAGUUUCUUCUCAGAUAACUGUUAGAUGUGACUAGCUCCUUUCAGCCACUUGGCACUAUAAAUAAUGUGGUCCCUUUACUUAGAAGUGAAUUAAUUUGGGACAUGAAGAAUUGCUAAAACUGCAUACCAUUUUCCUGUCCUUUGUUUAGCUGUUAAACUUCAAAGUUUUUGCAUCUGUGUUUUUUGCCCUUAUCUGUGUGCAAAAACGAACUUGUUCAGCAUGUUGUACAAGGAUUGAUCAACACUGGUUUUUGAAAACAACUUCUCACACAAUGAACUGCAGCUACCAGGAGUGUUUGCAACAGCUACGUGGUAAACUAUUUUUCUGCGCACCGUGUGAUGCUGCUGCUAAAUUCUGUUAGAUUCAGUUGCAGUAAGUGGGUGUAUGGAAGUUUCUCCUCUGGUUCUCUUUUGAAAUGGCUUGAAGCAGACAUAUGCAACACAUGGAUUUCCUUUAGGAGUAGCAGCAGAUAAGAGUUUGGUUCUGUAACCUUUUCUCAUUUUGCUUAAUGAGAGGACUACAUAAGGGGCUGAUCUCAUUCUGAGCUGUUCUAAUGAUCAAGGAAAUCAGAUGUGUCACUUAUAGAUGGUGGUUUGUUUGUUUUGGAAGGAGUGAGUUUGUAUUUUACAGUCUUACUUCCUAGGGAAUAAAGCAAGAGAGAGAGAUUCCUUUUGAUCAAGAAAAAAGGGGUCUUAUUAUUCUGUGGGGGAGGGGCAGUUGCCCUCAAAGCUGAGGGCUGCUCUGCAUUGAAAUGUAGCUCUUUCUCUGUUACCAGUCCUUAAAAAGGAAUUUGUUACCCUUAUCAAACUCCUAAGGUGCACUUUAAAAUUAAAAUGACACCCCUCCCUUUCACUAUAACAGUGGUUACAUUCAAAGGGGAAGAAUUCUAAUUUUACUAUAGCUGAAGUUGUGGUAUAAAGGUUAAUCACAGAAUAUGGAGGAACCACUGACAGCACAAAUGUGUGCAAUUAGGAAUUGUAUGUACCUUAUAGCUAUAAACUUAAAUUAUCAUGUCAUUGUUACAGUGGACAGAGGAGCGGCUGUGUUUAUACUGGGUUUGUUCUUUUUUAAAAAAAACCACCCAUAAAAGCCUGGUAGAGUACUGUUUUGCUAUUUGGUUAUCCUUAGUACACUUUAAUAUUAAAUCUUCAUUGGGAAUAAUAUGAUACUUUGAGCUAAUUAAUGAAUGAUACGAACUAAAUUUUUGGCAUAGCCUCUAAGGUGAGGCCCGGUCCCUGCAACUUACCACACAGGGCUAGAGGCCUCUGCUUCCUUGAGCCCCACCAAUCAGAUACUAUGCACAUCAUGGAAGAAAGGCCAAGGAGUUUUUGUGAUCUAUUGUGGUCAUGUGUCAGUGGGAUGGGAUUCUGUCUGCAAGUGAGACCAUACGUCAAAACCCCACCCCCAAGUGGGUGACGUGCUAUUCACUCCUCAGCUUAGUUUACCACAGAGGAUUGUUCGGAGAGUAAAAAUUGAGAGGAUCAUGUAAGCCACUCUGAGGCCUUAAAAGAAGCGGAGGGUAGAAUUGGAAAAGUACAAGCAUAUUCUGCUGUGUCCUUCAGCACAGGGCAGAUUUCCCAACACCCAAAACUAUUUUUGCUCCACUUGUCACUAUUUCUUCUCUCCUGUUUCUCUUCUGAACGAGUGUUGCUAAUUGUCACAUGGGUGCCUGAGUGUGUCUUACAGGGUCUGUUGCAUAUUGAUAAUAAAAAUGGUUUUAACUUCUACCCUCACUAAA